CUUUUGAAAACCCUCGAGAACCCUAUUCCGUCCGCGUCGGUCGCUUGUGAACACUUCGUCGUCGCCAUCUCUCACAUCCCCUCCUCUCCCACGGCGGUUCUCUAAUGGAUCCCGAGUUCCUAUUCGACGGGGCGAGCUCCGACGAGGAGGCGGGGGUUGAAGAGAGGGCGGCCCAGUCCCCGUGGGAGUUCGCCUCUUACUCGGAGUCCGUUGCCGAGGAACACGCCCGCAGGAACACUACCUCCAUCGACGCCAAGAUCACCAAGGCCCUCCAGGAGCGCGCCGUUUCUCUUCCCGAAGAUGGAGACGGUGAAGAGGCGGAGGAGGAGCCGGAACUCAGUGACGAGAUUCUUUUUGGUGACGAACUUGGGAAACAAGUGAAUCAUAAAUCUCGUAAGGCUGAUGGUGGAAAUUCGGGUGCGAGGGCUCAUUCUUUUUUUGCAUCACAUGAAGGAGCGUCCUUCCAUGCAAAUUCUUUCCUCGAAUUAAAUCUGUCUCGCCCUUUAGUUAGAGCAUGUGAAGCCUUGGGAUAUCAGAAGCCAACACCCAUCCAGGCUGCAUGCAUACCAUUAGCAUUAACUGGGCGUGAUAUAUGUGGAAGUGCCAUGACAGGAUCUGGCAAGACAGCUGCUUUCACUCUCCCUGUAUUGGAACGUCUACUUUUCCGCCCAAAGCGUAUCCUUGCAAUCAGAGUGCUAAUUCUAACUCCAACAAGGGAGCUGGCUGCACAGGUUCAUAGUAUGAUUGAGAAACUUGCUCAAUUUACAGACAUCAGAUGUUGCCUUGUUGUUGGUGGGCUUUCAACAAAGGUUCAAGAAGCAGCCUUAAGAUCAAUGCCUGAUAUUGUGGUAGCUACUCCAGGGCGAAUAAUAGAUCAUUUACGAAAUUCGCUUUCGGUUGGACUUGAAGAUCUUGCUGUUGUAAUCCUUGAUGAGGCAGAUCGCCUUCUGGAAUUAGGUUUUAGCGCUGAAAUACAAGAGCUGAUACGGAUGUGUCCAAAACGGAGGCAAACUAUGUUGUUCUCUGCAACUAUGACUGAAGAAGUAGAUAAGCUUGUCAAGCUUUCAUUGAAUAAACCUGUACGACUGGAGGCUGAUCCAUCUUCCAAGAGACCAGCUACAUUAACAGAGGAGUUUGUCAGAAUACGUCGUGCACGUGAAAUAAACCAGGAAGCAGUUCUUCUUUCACUCUGCUCAAAGACUUUCACUCAGAAAGUGAUAAUUUUCAGUGGAACGAAACAAGCUGCACAUAGGUUGAAAAUAAUAUUUGGUCUGUCUGGAAUGAAAGCUGCUGAGCUACAUGGAAAUCUUACUCAAGCACAACGUCUUGAUGCUUUGGAACAAUUUAGAAAGCAAGAAGUGGAUUUUCUAAUUGCAACUGAUGUUGCUGCUCGUGGUCUCGACAUAGUUGGUGUUCAGACAGUAAUUAAUUUUGCUUGCCCUCGUGAUUAUAAAAGUUAUCUUCAUCGUGUUGGUCGUACUGCUAGAGCUGGGCGUGAAGGAUAUGCUGUUACAUUUGUCACCGAUGACGAUCGAUCUCUCUUAAAGGCCAUUGCAAAGAAAGCCGGCUCACAGCUGAAGAAUCGGAUUGUUGCAGAAAGACCAGUUGCUGAGUGGUCAAAAUUAGUAGAACAAAUGGAGGAUCAAAUUUCUAUUGUUCUUCAAGAAGAAAGGGAAGAGAGGGCUUUGAGGAAAGCUGAAAUGGAAGCUACAAAGGCAGAAAACAUGAUCAUGCAUAAGGAAGAAAUAUUUUCACGCCCCAAAAGAACCUGGUUUGCAACUGAGAAGGAGAAAAAGGCUUUAGCUAAGGCUGCAAAAGCAUCCCUGGGUAAAGAUCAAAAUGGUCUGAAUGAGGUAAUGAGUUUACAGGAAGCAGAAGAUCUGAAAUUGAAGGAGAAAAGGAGGAGGGAGCGAGAGAAAAAUCUGCCUCGGAAGAAACGUCGUAAAUUGGAAGCAGCUAGAGAGAUGUUAGAGAAUGAAGAUAACGAUGAGGAUCAGGAAACUGAAGGUGGAAAUAAAAAAAAGACAAGGCAGUCACUUGUUGAUCUAGCUUAUAAGCGAGCCAAAUCAGUGAAAGCCAUGAAGAAAAUGCAUGAAGCUGGGAGGAAUUUGAAGAAGACUAUCAAGUAUAAAAACAAACCUGUUCAAAAGGAUCAGACAAGGAAAGAAGAAAUGCUCGAGUUAUUCCAAAAUGAUAUGAGUGAUAAAAAACAAGCACGUAUCGGUAAGAAAAGUAGCAAUGUUUCAGGGCAGAGAAAAUCAAAAAGCUCUUUUAAGAGCAAAUCAAGGUACAAGCGCAAGAAGUAGGAGAAAUUUGUGGACAGUAUAUACAAAAUUUGACAGGGAUGCUUCCCGGUCGGACCACGAUUAAGCAGGUUUGAGUUUUCGAAGCAUCUGUUGUUUGCCUGAAGAUGGAUUGAUCAAAUGUGAGGGAGCAACUUUGAUUCGUGGCUGUAGGCAUUAACUUUGAUUCCUAAAAUGUUUACAUGUAUGUCUUACAUAUGCUGCCAUGUCUUGCAACAUGUAAACUUAUGAGAUUUUAUCUUUUUCUUUCUAUAUCCUCCGAGAUGGCUGUCAUGAUUUAAAUGGCUAUGCAGCCAUCAUCACAUAACUAUUGAGUUACUAUGGCGUUAAUUCUUGAUAUAAAGUUAUAAUUUUGA
Molecule: messenger RNA, 2659 nt
Organism: Musa acuminata subsp. malaccensis (wild Malaysian banana)
Lineage: Eukaryota; Viridiplantae; Streptophyta; Magnoliopsida; Zingiberales; Musaceae
Product: DEAD-box ATP-dependent RNA helicase 28
Molecular function (GO): nucleic acid binding; RNA helicase activity; ATP binding
Source: RefSeq, a predicted model, not a curated record